AUGCCAAAACAUAUAAAACCCACCCCUGCAACGUGGAAGGAGAUUCUACUGCAUCUCGAUCUCCCCGGUUGGACUUGGCUGUUCACCUCGGUCAUCUGCUUCACCUUGGCUCUGGAAUGGGGUGGCCUAGAGAAACCAUGGAGUGACGGCUCUGUCAUCGCCACUUUGACUCUUUGGGUUGCCUUGACUAUCGCAUUCGUGACCGUCGAGUGGUUCCAGGGCGAGUACGCCAUCAUGUCCCUGAAAAUUGCCAACCUAGCCAACUUUCAGAUACUAUUUUAUCUCCCCAUAUAUUUCCAAGCCGUUCAUGGCAUGUCCGCUAUCGAUAGUGGCGUCAACUGCCUUCCGUUUAUGGCCUUCUACACCUGCGGGGCUAUAGUCAGUGGUGUACUCGUUGGGAAGACACGCUUUCUACAGCCCAUCGAGUUCGGUAGUGGGCUGAUAGCAGUUCUUGGCGCCGCCAUGAUCUACUGCAUCGACGUCAAAACCUCGAAGGCUUGGUAUGUUGGCGCUCAGAUCCCUUUCGGGCUUGGAAUCGGUCUAGGAAACCAGGUUCCGGUGACAGCGCUACAGGGUUUUGCGACGCCGGAAACAGCGGCAGCGACAAUGGGGGUAGCUUUCAGAGAUGGGGCCUACUUUGUUUCGGCCGCUAAUUCUAUCUUCGACAACUACCUACUGCAGACCUUGGCACGUACUGCUCCUCAAAUUGAUUCAUCAGAUAUCUUGUACAUUGGAGUGUCGGAACUUACAAAGCAAUACGAAGGGGAGCAGCUGGCUUUGAUUCGAGACGCAUAUAUUGUUGGGAUCAAGGAUGUCUUUGCCUUCGCCUUGGCCGGUACCGCCCUAACCGUAUUCCUGGCCCUUGUGAUCGCGUCCAAGAGGCUUCCUUCCCAUGAGACGAAGGAGGUUGAGGAUAAUGAGGCAGCGGCCAAACAGCGUACCAGAAGGGUUUAG
Molecule: messenger RNA, 954 nt
Organism: Penicillium waksmanii
Lineage: Eukaryota; Fungi; Ascomycota; Eurotiomycetes; Eurotiales; Aspergillaceae
Exons: 3
Coding region: 1-954 (317 amino acids)
Biological process (GO): transmembrane transport
Molecular function (GO): transmembrane transporter activity
Source: RefSeq, a predicted model, not a curated record